This is a messenger RNA of Pyrenophora tritici-repentis Pt-1C-BFP, 618 nucleotides long. NCBI's taxonomy places the organism in Eukaryota, Fungi, Ascomycota, Dothideomycetes, Pleosporales, Pleosporaceae. The record is from RefSeq and is a predicted model, not a curated record.
AUGUCUUCCCACACCCCACCAACCCUGCACUUCAACUACGACAUAUCCUGCCCCUUCGCCUACAUAGCCUCAACCCGCAUCCGCGCCCUCGCGACCCGUACCCGCACACCCCUCGUCUACCGCCCCGUCCUCCUCGGUGCAAUCUACCGCUCAACCGCCGCACCGCAAGGCGCCUCAGGUUCCGCGUCCGAUGUGUUCAACGCCGCGAAAAAGACCGUUGCUUCAGCCUCCAUGGCACGCACGUUGAAGCGCUAUAACAUCGCGUACGCGCCGCCACCGCAGCACCCCCGUAAAACAGUCGACGCACUCAGGUUACUUUAUGUAUUGGGUGAAGAGGACAGGGAGAAAGUCACGCAUGCGUUGUUUAAGGCGUAUUGGGCGGGGGGAAGAGAUGUGGCCGAUAAGAAGGUGUUGUUGGAGAUUGCGGGGGCAUGUGGGGUUGUGGGGUUGACUGAGGCUGUCUUUGCAGAUGAGGGGGCUAGGAGGGAGUUGAGUGCGGCAACGGAAGAGGCGAUUAGUAGGGGGGCGUUCGGGGUGCCUGGAUUUUGGAUUCAAAUGGCGGGUGUAGAAGGCGGUGGAAGUCUCAGCAUGUUGGGAGCGGAACGAGAAUGUUUCUGA